Molecule: messenger RNA, 1789 nt
Organism: Aedes albopictus (Asian tiger mosquito)
Lineage: Eukaryota; Metazoa; Arthropoda; Insecta; Diptera; Culicidae
Exons: 1
Coding region: 854-1789 (311 amino acids)
Source: RefSeq, a predicted model, not a curated record
GAUCACGUGCUCGUGGUUUUAAAAUUCGCGCGCCUUCAAGCCGUAACUGUUAGACUAGUAUCACACAAGGGAGGAAACGAAAAUUGAGAGCGCGCCGUUGGCCGUCCGUACACUACCGUGUAGAACAGUUUCGGUUGGGUUCGUUGGUCUCUCGCGAAUAUGCUGUAUAGCAUAAAAUACUUACAGAAUCCCCCUUGCGCGUAGAGAAGCUCUAUAUAUACAUGUGUUGAAAGGUAUACGACGUCAGAUGUGAAGAACACUAUCCUCCAAGAGAGAAAUGAAUGUCAUGGACGGCGGCAGUCUUGCUCUGCAGCGCAGGUAAAAAGAACCUUUUCCUCCGGCUUCUCUCCUCCCCCUAUUCGUUUCGAAAACGUAUUCUGGAUGACGAGGGUUCUUAUGGCUCGCGUCUACAGAGUGCACAACUACUAAUGUAUGACCGUUCCGUGGUAGGUCGGAUACACUAUUCUACGCAGAGCACUGGACAUGCGAGCGAGAAUGAAAACGCAACAAGAAAGAACGCGGGGAAUAACAUAAACGGUGUGUUUCUCCGCAUCUUCAUCCCUUCUGUAUCUUCUGUAUCCCUGACCUGAUGCAGAGAACACAGAAUGGGAUAAGACCGUGAAAGAGUGGAGUGGCUAGUUGUAGAGGACCGGAAUACGCGCAUAGCACAUCGUUAUACUAAACCAUUUUGUGAAGUAGAAGAGUGGCAUCUAAAUUCUAGGCGAAAGUUCAAGCGAAAUGUGUAUCUCUGAGUGAAAUUCAGCGUAAUACCUGGUUGUGAAACGAAUAGUGCAUUUGAUAACGUGAUUUAAAUAGUAACCGGGCCCAUCGAUAGGGAUCAACAGCCGCCAGAAUGUUCGUCGCAAUCAAAUCCUCCUGUGUCAAUCCCAAAAACCUGUUCUGCUUUGUUUGCGGGAGCUACACUGCGUCGCAUCACAAACGCUCAAUCAUGACCAAACCAAUCAUGGAGGCGUACGAGGCCUACUUCGCCACCCGCACUCACAAGGAAGAUUACAUCCAUGGACCGUCCUCGGUGUGCAACGAUUGCAAUCAGGGUCUACUGCGAUGGAAAAACGGUUCAUAUGCAAGGCCUCCGUUGCCCUUCUCCGCGCCAAUGAUUUGGAAAGCACCUAGUAACCAUAUCGACGAUUGCUACUACUGCCUAACGCAGAUCAUGGGAGAUGGAAAGAAGAAGAUGGCAUGCUAUCCUAACAGCAUCCCAUCGGCCAUCCGACCCGUGCCAUGCGAACUAGAUCCAACCCCACUAGCAUCCCCCACAUCUCCACCGCUUGUCGUGAAGAAGACCUCCCAAUUGAUGGAUCCCCAGAAACCACUGCCUACCCAGAAUUGGUCCGUCAGCGUCAAAAAAGUCAAAAUGGACCAACAACAACAGCCCCAACAGCAAAUUCCCACAAUACCCCUGGUGCCACCGCUGCUCCCGAAAUUCACCGUAAAUUUCCAGCCACCCUCGGUCAAACCGCACUCCUCGCAGUUCCAACAACAACGACAGCCGGCACCAGCACCGGUGGUAAAGCAACAACGCGUACGAGUACGCACCGAAGCCAUGCUGAACCAACAGGUGCACAUUCCACCGUUAAACCUGCAGGUGGCACCGGUGCAAAUGCCUGUGCGGCAGAAUCGACCAAGUUUGCCAAACCGCCAGCACGUCAUGCACACCCCACCGUCGCCGGUUGUAAACAGCAAACCGUCCGUGGAUAGACGAUCCUUCUGUGAACCACUCACUCCGAUUGGUAAGUAUUCCCAUUCCCAACCUCAUAAAUCUACCUAG